AUGAAUGAUUUGGUUUUUGUAAUGUACAAUUUGAAGUUGAAAGAGAAAAAAGCUAAACCUUAUGAUGAGCCAACAUCUUUUGAAGAAUUACCAUAUGAUGAUGAAUGGAUAGCUGAAGAAGAUCAUCUUGAUUCACCAUUGGCAACAAAUAAUGACUGUUUGGAUGUUUUUGGAAGCGGACCAACAAGUGGUAAUGUAUUUGGUGGUGAUGAUAUAGAUAGUGCAUUUGGUGGUGAUGAUAUAGGUAGUGCAUUUGAUGGUGAUGAUGAGUAUGGUGGUGAUGAAAAUGUGAAUGAUGAUACGGAGGAUGGUAGUCUUGAAAGAAGUGCUAACGACUAUUUCUUGUCUUUUAGUUUAUCUUUAUUUAGUAUUUUUCUUCACUUAUGA
Molecule: messenger RNA, 387 nt
Organism: Jatropha curcas
Lineage: Eukaryota; Viridiplantae; Streptophyta; Magnoliopsida; Malpighiales; Euphorbiaceae
Source: RefSeq, a predicted model, not a curated record